AUGCCGCCUUCAAGUUCCGAAGUAGAUAAAUUAAAAAAGGCCAAAACCUUGCGAAAUACGGAAAUAAAUCGUAUUCGUGACACUUGGCAAAUUGCUUCUGAAGCUCAAAAGGAUACCAAUAUACAACCUGAAUUUAUUCAAAGAUAUCGCACAAUUGAUACAAUUAGUGACGCAUUUGCUAAGCAACAUAAUAUAAUUUGUUCCCUUCUUGAAUCGGAUGAGGAAUUCGCAGUUGAGGAUGAAAUACGCAAAGAAUUUGAAAGUUUAUCAGUGCGUCCACAAAUAAUUGAUAUAUUUGGUCUCGGUACCAUGAAAACGCGAAGUGAUAGUGGUAUUGUACAAGGCGUAAUUGUACCUUUAAAUUCAGAGUCCCCUCAGCUAAUUAUAGAAGCUCUUGUUUUGGAUCAAGUCUGUACAUCGAAUAUGCCGGUAUGUAAUUUUAAUAUAUCAGAUUGGGAACAUAUAAAAAAUAUUAAUCUUGCCGAUCAUUCAUUUAAUAUUAGUCAGUCUGUCGAUAUGAUACUGAACGCUUCGGUGUUUAAUAAAAUUUUACUUGAUGGUAAAAUUCCCGCGCUAAAUUCUAAUGUGCCAGAUGCAAUAAAUACAUUAUUUGGAUAUAUUUUGAUGGGAGAUAUUUCUUCACGCUCGUCCUCAUACUCUCUAUCAAACUCUUUUUUUACUAAAUUUAAUUGUGAAAACGUAGAAAAUGUAAUUUCAAAGUUUUGGGCUCUUGAAGAAAUAAAUAAUAAACAAUUUUAUUCGGACGAUGAUACUUAUUGUGAAGAUUAUUAUACAAAAACGACGUUUCGUUUAGAUUCCGGUCGCUAUGUUGUUUCGCUUCCAUUUAAAAAUAAUAUCGAGCCUUUUUUCGAAAAUUCAAGAUUACCCGCACUUCGCAGAUUUCUUUCUUUAGAGAAAAAACUUAAAAUAAACCCCGAAUUAAAGGUUCAGUACAGUAAUAUAAUUCAAGAAUAUAUUGACAAUGGACAUUUAGAGUUAGCUGAUCAGACUAUCGAUAAUAAUGAAUAUUUUAUACCGCACCAUUGCGUUUUUAAUCCACACUCUGUAACAAGUCCAAUUCGCAUAGUUUUUGACGCGUCCUGUAAGGAUUCUAAUCAUAUAUCUCUUAAUGAUUGUCUUCUGAAAGGACCUAAAUUACAAAAGGACAUUUCCGCUAUUUUAUUAAAUUUUCGCUUAUACGCUAUCGCAAUAACUGCUGAUAUUAAAGCUAUGUAUCGCCAGAUCCAACUAAAUCCUAAAUUUUAUAAAUUCCAAAAAAUAUUUUGGCGCUUUUCCAGUGAGGAACCCGUACAAGAAUAUGUACUUAAAACUGUAACAUUCGGAGUUAACUCAUCACCCUUUCUUGCGUUACGUACUAUUAAUCAAUUAGCAAAUGACGAAAAGGAAUUAUUUCCUCACGCUUCAAAAAUUCUUCUUUCUGAUAAUAUUUUUGUGGAUGAUAUUUGUACAGGGUGUAACACAGUGCAAGAAGCUACUAAUCUUCAAUAUGAAUUAUCAAAUUUAUUGUUAAAAGGUGGAUUUGAAUUAAGAAAAUGGUCUAGCAAUAAUAAUGAUUUUUUAAAGACUAUUCCUGAACAUCUUUUACUUAAGAAUUGCAUAAAUUUUGAUUUAGAUUCUGCGUUAACUGUAAAAAUUUUAGGACUUAAAUGGAAUCCAACUGAAGAUAGUUUUUCUUAUUCUGUUACGUCAUUUAAUGUAACUUGUACUAAACGUAAUAUGCUAUCAGAACUCGCUCGCAUAUAUGACCCUCUUGGUUUCUUAACCCCUGUUACGCUACUUUCAAAACUAUUAAUUCAAAACCUUUGGUCGCUUAAAUUAAAUUGGGAUGAUGUACCUCCGCCGCAAAUAAUUAAACGCUGGGAAUUAUAUAAAUCUCAGUUACCAGAUUUGCUUAAAGUUCGCAUACCUCGUUAUCUUUUUUCUAAUAGUUUCGAAUUUAUUGAAUUAUGCGGAUUUUGUGAUGGUUCUCAAGACGCUUAUGCCGCCUGUAUUUACGUGCGUCUUGUGUCACAAUUUAAUAUAACUACAUCGCUGUUAUGUGCUAAAUCAAAAGUCGCUCCGCUAAAACGCAUUUCCAUACCUAGGGUUGAACUUUGCGCUGCGUUACUUCUUACGCGUUUAUUUUCAUUUGUUCUUAAGACUUAUUCGUCAAAAAUUAUAUUCAAAAAUAUUUACGGUUUUACCGAUUCUACUAUUGUAUUACAAUGGCUUCAGUCCUCGCCACAUCGUUUUAAACCCUUUGUCGCUAAUCGAAUUGCCGUAAUACAAGAAGAAUUACCCAAUGUACAUUGGUUACAUGUAUCUUCGAGUAAUAACGCCGCCGAUCCUGCAAGCAGAGGUAUUUUUCCUUCUGACUUUGUCCAGUGUUCUACCUGGUGGACAGGACCCGAUUUUCUUAAAAAACCUCAAAGCCAAUGGCCUCUAAAUCUUUUUCCUCUUACGCCUGAUUUAAAUCAAAACGACGAG
Messenger RNA from Sitophilus oryzae (rice weevil), 2487 nucleotides. RefSeq lists its product as uncharacterized. The annotation marks the transcript as partial. The transcript is spliced from 2 exons. NCBI's taxonomy places the organism in Eukaryota, Metazoa, Arthropoda, Insecta, Coleoptera, Curculionidae. The record is from RefSeq and is a predicted model, not a curated record.